GGGUCCUUAGGUACCGAAUCGUCUGGAUCGACAGGGCACUGGGUCAUCUGGCAUUGGAUCGUCUGGCUCGACAGCGGGCAUCGGGUCACCAGGCAUGACAGCAGGCACUGGGUCAUCAGGUACCGGAUCGUCUGGAUCGACAGCGGGCACCGGGUCAUCUGGCGCUGGAUCGUCUGGCUUGACAGCGGGCAUCGGGUCACCAGGCAUGAUAGCGGGCACUGGGUCAUCAGGCAUUGGAUCGUCUGGCUCGACAGCGGGCAUCGGGUCGCCAGGCAUUGGAUCAUCUGGCUCGACAGCAGGCAUCGGGUCACCAGGUAUGACCGCGGGCACUGGGUCAUCAGGCAUUGGAUCGUCUGGCUCGACAGCAGGCAUCGGGUCACCAGGCAUGACAGUGGGCACCGGGUCAUCAGGUACCGGAUCGUCUGGCUCGACAGCGGGCACUGGGUCAUCAGGCGUGAUAGGAUCAUCAGGCUGGAUCAGUUCAUCAGGCUGGGUACAGACAUCAGGCUGGGUACAGACAUCAGGCUGAAGUGCGGGUGCCGAGGCACCAGGCUGAACCACGGAAGCAGGUUCUCAGACGGCAGGCUCACC
This is a messenger RNA of Staurois parvus, 591 nucleotides long. The record is from the annotation of a GenBank genome assembly. NCBI's taxonomy places the organism in Eukaryota, Metazoa, Chordata, Amphibia, Anura, Ranidae.